GAUAUUAUUUAGCGCGAUGACAAUAACCCUGAGUUUUGUAAAUAAAUUAUAGGAGUGAGAAGUGUUUUUAAUAUUAUGUUGCGCGUUAUAAAUUUUCGUCGUACAUUAGUGACCUCAUUCAAAACAAAAGAAUUAUGCAAUUACAAAUUGUUAUUGCCUAAUCAUCGUAGCUCCUCCAAUGUUCCCAACCCGGACCACAGUAAUUUUCAUUUGGAUGGAUCACGAAGUUUGCCUCGUUUAAUGGACUUUCCUGAAACGUUGUGGCCUUCAACAAUCAAUACUUUGAGAAAUUGGAUAUUAAUACAAUUUAUAAUCCGCCCUUAUUUUGACAGAGAAUUUACCAUUAAGGACUUCGUAUAUGGUGCUAAGCAAGCUCUUCAGAUUAUUUCAAGAAAACUGUUAAAUGGAGAAUUCGAUGCAUUAAACGGCUUCGUGUCCAAAGAAGCCAUCAAUGAGCUAAAACCCACUAUUCAGAAACUAUCUGUGGCCCAAAGGAAACAAUUAGAAAUUAAUAAAACCGAUAUUUACUUCGCUUUCCCAUACCAAGUGGGUAUAAUAUUUGACGAAGAGCAAGAAAAAAUUCAGAAGCGUUGGGUUGAAAUAACAAUGGUUUUUCACGUACUUCGUGGACUUACGGAAAUGCGAAACCGCGGUGAAGAAAUUCCUUGGAAUAUGGGAUCCCUUCCAGAAUAUCAAGAUAAAGUGUUUGUGUGCAAUUAUCGCUUCAAAAAGGAAUUUACUAACGGCAAUGUGUCAGAUUGGACUGUUAAUGCUUUAAAUCAUUUUAAGCCAAUUGAUUUAGUCAGAGAAAAAUAAGUGAAUAAACAUAUAUAUUAACAAA
Molecule: messenger RNA, 841 nt
Organism: Bactrocera neohumeralis
Lineage: Eukaryota; Metazoa; Arthropoda; Insecta; Diptera; Tephritidae
Product: m-AAA protease-interacting protein 1, mitochondrial
Exons: 4
Coding region: 76-816 (246 amino acids)
Biological process (GO): inner mitochondrial membrane organization; protein insertion into mitochondrial inner membrane from matrix
Cellular component (GO): mitochondrial inner membrane
Molecular function (GO): ribosome binding
Source: RefSeq, a predicted model, not a curated record